This is a messenger RNA of Phascolarctos cinereus (koala), 8981 nucleotides long. The record is from RefSeq and is a predicted model, not a curated record. Lineage: Eukaryota; Metazoa; Chordata; Mammalia; Diprotodontia; Phascolarctidae.
AUGGACAACUGGGAAUCUAUUAAUUCUGAUUAGCCUUAAACAGACUCAUAACCAUAGAGAAACCUCAUCCAGUUCUAUACUUUCUGCUUUGAAUCUGUCUUGACAUCUCACUCCUUUGCGCAGCCAUGUAUGGAAGUGCUCGUUCGGUUGGCAAAGUUGAACCAAGCAGUCAGAGUCCUGGGCGUUCACCGAGGCUUCCUCGUUCCCCGCGUUUGGGUCACCGUCGAACCAAUAGCACAGGAGGGAGUUCUGGAAGCAGUACUGGAGGUGGCAGUGGUAAAACUCUUUCAAUGGAAAAUAUCCAGUCCUUAAAUGCUGCCUAUGCUACAUCAGGGCCUAUGUACUUAAGUGACCAUGAAAAUAUGGGCCCAGAUACACCUAAAAGCACCAUGACACUUGGCCGUUCUGGGGGUCGGCUGCCUUAUGGUGUUAGGAUGACUGCUAUGGGCAGCAGCCCCAAUAUUGCUAGCAGUGGGGUUGCCAGUGACACCAUAGCGUUUGGAGAACAUCACCUCCCUCCUGUGAGUAUGGCAUCCACUGUACCUCAUUCAUUGCGCCAGGCAAGGGAUAACACAAUUAUGGAUCUACAGACACAAUUGAAGGAAGUGUUGAGGGAAAAUGAUCUGUUACGUAAGGACGUAGAAGUGAAAGAGAGUAAAUUGAGCUCUUCAAUGAAUAGCAUCAAGACCUUUUGGAGUCCAGAGUUGAAGAAGGAACGAGCCCUGAGAAAAGAUGAAGCUUCCAAAAUCACUGUUUGGAAGGAACAAUAUAGAGUUGUGCAAGAGGAAAACCAGCACAUGCAGAUGACAAUCCAGGCUCUCCAGGAUGAAUUGCGGAUCCAGAGGGACCUAAACCAGCUAUUUCAGCAAGACAGUAGUAGCAGAGCUAGUGAACCCUUUGCAGCAGAGCUGACUGAGGAGAACUUUCAGAGGCUACAUGCUGAACAUGAGAGGCAAGCCAAGGAACUCUUCCUUCUUCGUAAGACCCUUGAAGAAAUGGAGCUGCGCAUUGAGACUCAGAAACAAACACUGAAUGCACGGGAUGAGUCCAUAAAAAAGCUCUUGGAGAUGUUGCAGAGUAAAGGACUGUCUGCCAAGGCUACUGAGGAAGACCAUGAGAGAACAAGACGGCUGGCUGAGGCAGAGAUGCAUGUACACCACCUGGAAAGUCUCCUGGAACAAAAGGAAAAAGAGAGCAAUAUGUUGAGAGAGGAGAUGCAUCGGAGAUUUGAGAAUGCUCCUGAUUCUGCUAAAACAAAAGCUCUGCAAACUGUUAUUGAAAUGAAGGACUCAAAAAUUUCCUCCAUGGAGCGUGGGCUCCGAGAUUUGGAGGAGGAAAUCCAGAUGCUGAAAUCUAAUGGAGCUUUGAGCACAGAAGAACGGGAGGAAGAAAUGAAACAAAUGGAGGUGUAUCGCAGCCAUUCCAAAUUCAUGAAAAACAAGGUAGAGCAACUGAAGGAAGAGCUAAGUGCGAAAGAGACUCAAGGGGAAGAGCUGAAAAAGAGAGCGGCUGGUCUCCAGGCCGAGGUCUUUGCCAUUGGUCAGGUGAAACAGGAACUGUCCCGAAAGGACACAGAACUUUUAGCCCUACAGACAAAGCUAGAAACGCUUACAAAUCAGUUCUCAGACAGUAAGCAACACAUCGAAGUGCUAAAGGAAUCAUUGACUGCUAAGGAGCAGAGAGCUGCCAUCUUACAGACAGAGGUGGAUGCACUUCGAUUACGGCUGGAGGAAAAGGAAACCAUGCUGAAUAAGAAGACAAAGCAGAUACAAGAGAUAGUUGAGGAGAAAGGAACCCAAGCAGGAGAAAUACAUGAUCUCAAGGAUAUGCUGGAUGUGAAGGAGAGGAAGGUCAAUGUUCUACAGAAGAAGAUAGAAAAUCUUCAGGAGCAGCUUAGAGAUAAGGAGAAACAGAUGAGCAAUUUGAAGGAGCGAGUUAAAUCUCUACAAGCUGACACCACCAAUACUGACACUGCAUUGACUACUCUUGAAGAAGCCCUUUCAGAGAAGGAGAGGACAAUUGAACGCCUGAAGGAGCAGCGGGACAGAGAUGAGCGGGAGAAGCAAGAAGAGAUUGACAACUAUAAGAAAGACCUGAAGGAUUUAAAGGAAAAAGUCAGCCUCUUGCAAGGGGACCUCUCUGAGAAAGAGGCUUCACUCUUGGACCUCAAGGAACAUGCUUCUUCUCUGGCUUCCUCAGGACUGAAGAAGGAUUCAAGGCUUAAGACACUAGAGAUUGCUUUGGAGCAGAAGAAAGAAGAAUGUUUGAAAAUGGAAUCACAAUUGAAAAAGGCACACGAAGCAACUCUAGAAGCCAGAGGCAGUCCUGAGAUGAAUGAUCGACUUCAGCAGUUAGAGAGAGAGAUCACACAACAUAGGGAUGAAUCCAGUAAGGCCCAGGCAGAGGUAGAUCGUUUGCUGGAAAUCUUAAAGGAGAUGGAAAAUGAGAAGAAUGAUAAAGAUAAGAAGAUAGCCGAGCUGGAGAGUCUCACCUCCAGGCAAGUAAAAGACCAAAAUAAGAAGGUCGCCAAUCUGAAGCACAAGGAGCAGGUGGAGAAAAAGAAGAGCGCCCAGAUGCUGGAGGAGGCUCGGAGGAGGGAGGACAAUCUCAAUGACAGCUCUCAGCAGCUCCAGGACAAUCUCCGUAAGAAGGAUGACAGAAUUGAAGAACUAGAAGAGGCUCUAAGAGAAAGUGUACAGAUAACUGCUGAACGAGAAAUGGUGCUAGCUCAAGAGGAGUCAGCCAGGACCAGUGCUGAAAAACAGGUGGAGGAGUUGUUGUUGGCCAUGGAAAAGGUAAAACAGGAGCUAGAGUCCAUGAAAGCAAAGUUGUCUUCUACUCAACAGUCAUUAGCAGAGAAGGAAACUCAUUUGACCAAUCUUCGAGCAGAAAGGAGGAAACAUUUGGAAGAGGUCUUGGAGAUGAAGCAGGAAGCUCUCCUCGCUGCCAUCAGUGAAAAAGAUGCCAACAUAGCUCUUUUGGAGCUUUCCUCCUCCAAGAAGAAGACCCAAGAUGAGGUAGCUGCAUUGAAACGUGAGAAGGAUCGUCUGGUGCAGCAAUUGAAACAGCAGACUCAAAAUCGCAUGAAGUUGAUGGCUGACAACUAUGAGGAUGACCACUUCAAAUCUUCUCAUUCCAGCCAAACCAACCACAAACCCUCCCCAGACCAGAUAAUCCAGCCCCUCUUAGAACUUGACCAGAACCGCAGCAAAUUGAAGUUGUACAUUGGACAUCUGACGUCUCUCUGCCAUGACAGAGAUCCCCUGAUUCUUCAAGGACUAACUCCACCUGCCUCCUAUCACCUGGACGAUGAUCGGGCAGCUUGGGAAAGUGAGCUGCAGAAGAUGACCCGGGAGCAGCUUUGCAGUGAAUUAGACAAAGGUGAGCGAGACAAUGCAGAACUGCAGGAGUUUGCCAACGCCAUCCUCCAACAGAUAGCUGAUCACUGCCCUGACAUUCUGGAACAAGUGGUCAAUGCACUAGAGGAGUCCUCCUGACCCCACUGAGUGACCUUGUGAUCCAGCCCAACAGCCAACCCAUUCAGUCCAGGGACCUAAGAAAGGAGCAGUAAGAACAACAGAUAUCCAGGAACCUCUGGUUUGCCUUGUACCUGUUAAAGCCAACCAGCCACACACCACAAACUACUUCCUAUGCCUGUUCUUCCAUCCAGAGUCCCACAGUGUUUUUGCAUUCAUCUUUUUGCCGUGGAGGUGAUCUCCUCACUGUUUUGGGGGUUCACAGUGGGUGGCUUCCUCUCCACAGAGACCUGUCAUCUAGUUGUCCUCAAUGGGUAACUGUUGGAAGCUAACGAUACUGGUUCAGCACAGGGACAUGAAGCAGUUGCCUUUUCUCUUUUGUCCUUUUAACUUAAAAACAAAACCUACAGCUGCCACUUUGUAGUUCAGCAUGUUGGAAAAAGAGGACCUGCAACAGGCCAGAAAAUCUAGGGUGUUCUGUGUUUGAAUUGAUUUCUCUAAAAAGGGUUGUCUCACAGAAAGAGAGAAGUAGGGAAGGGAAGAGAGAGGCAAAGAAGCAGAUUAAGAGAACACCAGCUCUUCCAUUGAAACCGUAAUUCUAGGGAGGAAGGUGCUCAAUAUUCAUUCUUUCUUUUACUUGCCUUUUCUCAUUAUUGAUUUUUGUCUUCAGGCAAGGAAGUAGCCACUUCCCUCUUGCCUCAGUAAUGGUUUAUUGAACACUGAUUUAAAACACUAUCACUUUUGGUUCUUUGCCCCCAUCCUACCUAUCCUGUCCUUCCUUGGCCAUCUCCUCUGAAAAGCUAAUGAGAGGCUGCUACAGGAAAGUCCGUCACACAGGAGCUCUUUGCCUUUACUGGGCUUAAGGCUGUCAGACAAAACUUUUCUAGUAAAUUUUAAAAAAAAAAAGAGUUGGGAGCCUGAGGAGUUCUCACAGUCCAGUCAGGUUUGCCUCUGUAGAAGAUAAUAAACUGGAUCUGUAGGAGUCUGGCUUGUGCCUUCUGAAUCCACAAGCAUUUCUCCAGGUCACUCCUCUGGGCUCUCGUAUCUUGAAGCCAAUAGCACAGCUGGUACAGCUUCCCUUUCCAGGCUCCCUCAGCGCAUUUUGUUUCUCAUGAUUCAUCGUGAGCAUGGGAAGAUGAGCUCUGCAGACUUCCCUGGCCUCCUCAUGUGUGACUUAAUGCCUUCCUAUCUUUCAUAUGGGCUCUCUCCACUCCUCUAGAAUGGAAGUUUUUUAGUAAAUUCUUUUCAAGAGCCUGCUUUUCUAAUUGUAGCAAAAAUGAUGCAUUUAGGGGCUUGGGUCACUUACUGUUUACAGGAAAUCUCACUUGGUUAUUCAGUAUGUUCAUUUUUUUUUUAGUUGUCCUAAAAAGGUUAUCCUAUUUAGGAAAAUAGCUUUAAAUGCCCAUUUAACACAUUCGAGCUAAUAAUCACCCUGGUUUUUACUGUCUGUAAAUUACUAAUCAGCAAUUAGACUCCAAAGUUACAAGAACCCUCAAAUUGUUAAGGCUUUUUAAGGACUUUUCCAGAACACAGACAAGGACAGUGAUGAAUGAUCAGACACUGCCACUCAAAUAUGGACAAUUCAUGUCAGAACUGUCCCUUUUACCACUUCCUUUGCCAGAUAUCCACAUGUUUUGGUAAAGGCCAUUGCCCUAAAACAUUUAGGACAUGCAUUUUCUCCCUCACCCCCAAUUACCCAAGGAAUUUAGCGCUGUCCAUAAAGUCAUCAUAUCCAUCAGACUUAACAUCUUCCAGCCGCCACUCCCUGACUGUCCCAUUAGCUUACAUUGUCAGAAAUCUAAGAGCCCUCAUUCCCUGUUGUAAAAUGAUACCUUCUCUCUGUGAGAUACCAGAAUUUUCUUUAUCUAUGGUCUAAAUGAAUCCGGCUCAUAAACUUCUUACUGAUAUGUUCCUUGAUAGGAAGGCUAGUCUGUUGUGGGGUGGAGUGAGGAGGUGAGACAGUGAUUGGGGAGUAAUGGCAGUCGUUUGUGACCAAUUACCUGAGUUCUUUUUGUUUAUCGCACUGCCCAUAAAUCAUCUAAAACUCCACAGCCUUUCCAGGCUUGGGAUGGUGGAGCCUUAAUUGAGCCACCCGUGUAUAGCUGAACUUCUGAAGAACUGUCAUGCCCUUGGUGGAGCCAAAUGGAGACAUCAGAUCCAGGGCCAUGCUUGAGGAUCUGAGCCAAUUCUGCCUGUUUCUUGUGAUCAGACUCACAAGCGGGUCACCUCAGGCUCUUACCCAUCUGGAGUAUUAACGAGUGCUCCCCUUCCUUUCCACUUUCACUCCAGCCCUCCCCUUGGAUUUCUACCAUGAAAUCCAUCUAAUCCUUUUCUGGGGCUUUGGGAGAAGAAAGAUCUAAGAACAGACUUGAUCUGACUUGGUUUCUUCUGAACCAUAGAAGAUGAGCUUUUUGAUCCUACUUGGAUAGAAAUCCUGUCUUAUCAGACAGUCCUAGGAAUUGCCUUCAAGAGGAAGGCAUCUUUGGCCAGCAGUUAACACUGAUGGUGACUUAACUUUCCUUUGCAGAAGGAAAGUUAAUCAGAUCACUAACUUUUGUGUAUCUUUCUGGGCUUGGCGCAUUCGUUCAAUCAACACAUAUUGAUUGAUUUCCUACUUGUAUAAGACAUGCUUGGGCAUCAUCAUGCAGGCAUUAUCAAGCAGUGGCUUUUGUGAUUUUGCCAAAUUACUCAAUUGCUGCUCAGUGUUUUUUGCCUUGAUUAUCUUUUCACAUUUGACAAGGAUGUUUGACAGUAACCUUCCCAAACUUCUCCAUUUCAUUAACCAUUCUGUUUGCCCUUUCUCACUUGAAGAUCAAUUACCCUCAAAAAAUAUAGUUCCUGGAGCAGUGAAAGAGAGUGGUGGGCUGAAUCAACCUAACAAUUGUAUGGGAGUGUUGAUGACUAAAGAAAUUGAGAGUGUUUCUCUCUGUGUGUGUCUCUCUGUCUCUCCUCCCAUCCCUACGUAUCCCUCUGGUGUAUUAACAUACUGAUCUAUGAAGAAUCUGGACUGAAGUUUGUAUACUAAUUAAAAUGGGUAAUUCAUUCCAAGUUUGAAUGUAAUGAAACAUAUGUGUGAACCCAUUUCAGCCCUGACAGCAACCUGGAGGAGUUUUGAGUGAUUCUAUGCGCUUUCCUGAAAAAGGGCAUUAACAACAGUGGUGUAGUGUAGGAUAUUAAAAGCUGAGACCUUCCUCAUAGUUGAUGGUACUGCUGGCUAACAUUUAAAGUAAAGUUGUCUACGUUAUAGGAGAAAGAGGGCUGUAGUAGGAGAAGAAGUCUGGCAUUAAACUAUGAAGGGAAGGCUAGGCUUGGUCGUCCACCAAUGGGAAGCCAAGUGUUUGUCAUAUCUUUUUCCCAGAUAAAAGCCUUGAGUAAAUGAGGAAGAAAAUAAAGGGCACCAUGUGCUAAAUCUCAGUGAUUCCACUGGGCUAAUUCCUCUCUCACUGAUGUUCCAGGACUGGUAUUUGGUGUUGCUGCUCAAGGGUUCUAUAUCAAAGAAAAACCCACAUAGCUUUUCUAGACUCAGUCUCGUUCUGCCACCUCACCCCAUUUCCCGAAAGCUCUUAGCUGCUCCAUAGGUUUUACUUUUCUGCUCUAGGAAAUUUGGGGGGUUUCCAGAGGAUAAAAUGCUUCAUUUGUCUACUCAGUGGUAAAUUACCCCAAGAUUGAGGCCUUCAGUCCAGGGUAUAUAUUUGGGCAUCUUCAAGGUUUCAACAAAACCUUGUUUCAUUAGGAGUCACUAUUUCCCCCAGCCAUCAAAGCCCAGAGGCUGGAGGAAGUUGGUGUAAAAAGAGAAAGCUAUGAUUCAGCAGUACUGUUCCCAUAAAAUCGGCAGGGACCUCCAUAUAGAGCAUGUGGAGGCCAUCGUCCGGAUGAGAUCCAUCCUGCUCAUCAAGACAGUGGGGAGAAAGCUAUCUGACUGAACCAUUCAAAGGAAAGCUCUUUUAAAAAAAUCUGUGGGGUUUUUCAUGUGAAUUGAGGGGAUAUCUAAGCAGGAAACAAAAGUCCCCUUCACUACAGGGAAAUCCUUCUGAACAAAAUGGUUGCCUCUGCCAACUCUUUCUAAAGCAAAAACUGUUUUCAGACUUUUUAGUGUCAAAACUAUAACCAGGAGGCCCCUGACUUUUCUGAUGUGUUUGGCAAGUGCUGUGACCCUGUCAUUGAUAUUUCUUCUCCUGACUUUUUUGGGGGGAUGAAGAGGUUUAGGGUUUGAUUUCUUGGGUUCUUUAUCCCCCAUCCCUCCUCCUGUUUUGUUGUUUUGUUUCUCUGCUUGUCAAUAUUGUCUGUGUGGUCCAGAGAACUGGAGCAGUUAUAAAACCAUGUGUGUCCAUUGUUGAAAUGUUUUGUUUUGUUUUUUAAUGAGAGAGAAAAAAAUAGUUAGUGGAACUGAAAAAUAAAGAGCUGUGUUUUAUAAAAAAAAAUAAUAAUAAAAUGCAAACCAAUAUUGUUUUAAUAAAGGAAUUCAAGCUAGGGACAGCCAAACUCCUCCCCCUCCUCCCAGGCUUGCUGAGGAAAAAUUAUGGGCCUGCAUCUGGAUGUUUUGCCUUUUUCUACAAGAGUUAGAAGAAAAUGUAAGCUGGAUCUUUUGAGUAAAUGUUUCUGAGUCCACGCCCCCAGUGCCUAGCACCAUGUAGCAUCAGGGGCUGAUCUCUUUGACGCUUUGUCUAAGUUCAUUAGCUAUGGUGCUAGGGUGAGUGGUUGGCGGCCCCCCUUCUGGCAACAGCCACAGUACAGGCCACACAACCUCUUUCCUCUCCCCUUGGUGCUAUUUCAUCCAGUUAACCUCUCACUUUUCAGGCUAGCCUGAAGCCUACAUGCCAGGUGAGACAAAUUACACUCAGUUCUCAACUCCUUCAACUUUCAGUCCCCUAAUUCUUGCUCUUGAACUUUUUAACCUCUUAAGUUUUCUGGGCCAGAAAAUCUCCAGCCAAUGAAAAUGCUUUUGGAAAAGGAGAUGAAUUAGACCAAAGCCAGAGGACUCACUCCUGGGCCUGAGCAAGGCUUCUGGACCCAGCUCACUACACCAUACCGCACCAGUAUUUCAUUUGCUCUAAUACACAAUCCUUUAUGACCUGCCUGCCCCACUGCAAGAACAGCCCAAUAGACAUCCAAACAAGUCAGCACGUCCAAGGUAGGAACAUCAGGUACAGCCUGGGACUCUCUCCUUUGCUUGUUUCAGAAGAGAGGUGUUGCACUUUAGUGGAGGAGGAGAGGAGUAUAUAGGGUACCAUCUCCCUUAUAGCUUGAGUUCCUUUUUGGUAACAGAGGCAGCUGGAGAUGCUGGUGUUACCAAACCUGCCCACUGCCUUCAACUGUAUGUGUGUGUGUGUGUGUGUUGUGUGUGUUAUUGCUGGAGUUGUGUAACUGACAGGAUAAUGAUAAUGCAAAGAAAUUGUGUUAUAUUCAACUUUGCCUUGAUAAUUAUUAUAAACACUUUGUUCAGUUUUCUUUUUUUAUUCACAAACUUAAUUCAUCAGGAAACUAUAAAGUUAUUUAAAAAUUCUA